Molecule: messenger RNA, 1695 nt
Organism: Hibiscus syriacus
Lineage: Eukaryota; Viridiplantae; Streptophyta; Magnoliopsida; Malvales; Malvaceae
Exons: 6
Coding region: 1-1695 (564 amino acids)
Source: RefSeq, a predicted model, not a curated record
AUGGGGCACAAGAGAAGAGGAGUUUCCGCACGCAAAUGCCAAGUGAGCCAUGGUGGGAAACAAGAUGAGAGUCCGAGGGGCUCAAGAGCAUCAUCGGUGUCCAAGCAUGAGGAUACCGUGACGAGUUCGCAAAGAAUGCUCGAGGCAAUAAUAGCACACCAAGGGGAGCCGGUUCUCGAGGUAGAGAGGCUCAAGGGUGACGCCAAAGGCAUGUCCGAGCGAGACGAAAGGUUCUCUCAUGAUGACGGGGAAAGUCUUCAUGAGGAACCAGACGAGGAGCUAACGCUGAACGAGAAGUGGGCUUAUUGGAUGGAAGUUAUUGCUGACCAUACCGAGAAGCUCAUUAAUUUAGAGCAUAUCUCAACUUCGUGGGAACAAAGGGUCAGUAGACUUGAACAAGCCGAAGAUGAGGCCAAGCAGACCCAGGGUGUUGUGGAGUCCCGCCUUGAUCGAUUAGAGUCCAUGGAGGGCAGAUUCAAGGUCGAGACGCAACGAGUUCUCGAUGAGUUGGAGAUGGUUCGAGGGAGAAAUGCCCAAGAAGCCGAGGUAGCGGCUUUGAGAAGCGAGGUGGAGGAGCUCAAGAGGGAGCUACUCAUAUGCAAGGGAGCAAUGACUGUAGCCGGAACGCUAACUGAGCUUGCUGAUGUCAAGCCAAGUAGCAAUGUGUCGUCCAGGCCCAUGCCCAGGGAUAGUGGCAACAAUGGGGGAGACCGGGAAAUGGUGCAGCGAGGAGAUGGUAUAGAAAGCUCUUCGAGUGGCCAAGUUGAGCCAUCGACUGUUCGCGGCCAAGGAAAGCCAUCGGGUAAGAAUGGAUGUCCCGAGAAGCGUCACCUUACAACCAUCAUGGAGAGGAUGGGAGAAGGAGGAGUAGCAAGCAUUGGCGGAGGCAGAAGAGUUCAAGCUGCCAAGUCAAGGGAAAGACUUGGUCCGAUUGAUGGGAUCAAUGCGGCCAAGCAAGGAUCAAGACGAGGCAAGGCUGUCGAAGAUGAGGCAGUCAAGCCAAGAAAGAAGCCAGAUGCGAUUGCGAAUGAUCGAGCAAUCAAGUCAGGGGCAAGACUUGACGAGGCUACAUGUUCCAAAGUAGCCGAAUCAAGGGGCAAGCAUGGUGAGACUACAAGUUCUCAAGUUCGCUCACAGUAUGCCAAGAUGGAGGCGUGGUCCAAGUUGAGGCGCCUCAGGCAUAAGGGGACACUGAAGGAGUAUCCGUGGGCAAAGAGGGCGUUGGAGCGAAGGGAAGUCAAUGAGCUAUCUGAAGCCUUGACAACCGCGGAGUCCAUCAAAGAGUUUGGAGUCAAGAAGAACAAGACUUCCAAACCAAAGCCGAGAGCCGAAGGUAGCAGCAAGCGAUCCCGCAAUGAAGGCAAGUCGAAGGAUGAGGAAUGUUGUUCCUCGAGUGGUAGGGAAAGUCCACUCAAUGAUAAACCAGACGGUGGAUCUGGUGAUGAUGUGUGCACUAGUUCAAGUGACACAGAUGCUAAGCCGAGGGUCGGGCAAGACCUAACUCUUAACGCGGAUGGAACAAAGUUUGGAUGGGAUCCAAGACUUUGCCGCAAAGGACAAGGAGGUCCAAGUCGAGGCAAAUCAAGACUUGUAGGAAGGAGUUCCUACGGAAGAGAUGCACUUGUGGGCGUGUUAGCCCCAUUUCAUCACUUGACGGCAAGAGCCGAAGCAAGCACAGCCAUUAUGGGAGGCUGA